Theobroma umbraticum is the source of this 1040-nucleotide messenger RNA. RefSeq names its product emp24/gp25L/p24 family/GOLD family protein. The record is from RefSeq and is a predicted model, not a curated record. Lineage: Eukaryota; Viridiplantae; Streptophyta; Magnoliopsida; Malvales; Malvaceae.
UCUUUUAACGUACACCAAGCCAACACAACACAAACAGAUCUCUUCCAAACUUUUAAGAAGUUCAAAACUAAAAAACCUGGGAUUUUUAUUCUCUGCAGAGACAAGAAUGUCUAGAUUAACUCUGGGUAUAGUUCUGAUAAUCCUAGGAUUAAUGUUGGAAACAGACAUUGGGGAAUCAAUGAGAUUUGAGUUGGAGUCAGGGAACACAAAGUGCAUUUCAGAAGACAUCAAAGCAAAUGCAAUGAGUGUUGGUAAAUACAGCAUUGUCAAUCCAAACGAAGGUUACCCUUUGCCUGAUUCCCACCGACUCACUCUCAGGGUGACUUCACCUUAUGGGAACAAUAAUCACUAUGGAGAUCGUGUGGAUUCAGGUACUUUUGCGUUUACUGCAGUUGAGGGUGGUGAUUACACAGCUUGUUUUUGGGCAACCGACCACAAGCCUCCUGUAACGAUUACAAUUGAUUUUGAUUGGAAAACUGGUGUUGCUGCUAAGGAUUGGUCCAAGGUUGCCAGGAAAGGGCAGGUUGAAACAAUGAAACUUGAGUUGAAGAAAUUGUACGACACUGUCACGUCUAUUCAUGAAGAGAUGUUUUAUCUUCGUGAGAGGGAGGAAGAAAUGCAACAGCUUAAUAGAGAAACAAAUUCCAAAAUGGCUACUCUUAGUUUCUUUUCGCUUGUUGUUUGCUUGUCUGUGGCUGGGUUGCAGAUAUGGCAUCUAAAGGCAUUUUUUGAGAGGAAGAAGCUCCUGUAGUUUUGCUCUGUUCACCUUGUCACUCUGUUUGGAAGUCAUAGGCUUCUCAUUUGUGCCUUCAUUGUUAUCGCAGAGGCUAAAUUUAAUAGACUAACUUAUCAGUUAAGCUGGACUUGUAGUUUGCACAAGUUAACACUAGAACAUCGUCCUAUAUGCUCUAGUUUGAACUUUAUUUUUUAUUGAUUAAUUUGUUGAAUCAAGUUAUACUUUCUGACUAAUUUCUAAGUUGGAGGAAAUUUGUAUGGAAAAGCACAAGGAUUAUAUGAAAGAAGUGUCUGAUUAUGGUGCU